This is a messenger RNA of Pecten maximus, 5920 nucleotides long. Its product is annotated as muskelin-like. The record is from RefSeq and is a predicted model, not a curated record. Gene Ontology annotation, molecular function: protein binding. The transcript is spliced from 21 exons. Lineage: Eukaryota; Metazoa; Mollusca; Bivalvia; Pectinida; Pectinidae. Bases 26 to 2308 code for a protein of 760 amino acids. Gene Ontology annotation, cellular component: cytoplasm.
UCUUAGUCCCGCAGUAAAGGAGACUAUGGCCGCGAAUGCGGGAACACAAAUUUUGAAAUACACUGUACACAAGUGGUCGAGUUUCUCAUACAACUAUGUACCAGAAAAUGUGUAUGUAGACAGUCCCAGUGAUCAAUCGUCACGAUGGUCGUCCGAUUCUAACCAUCCUCCACAGUUCUUAAUUUUGAAGCUAGAAAGACCUUCAGUUGUUAAAUCCAUCACCUUUGGUAAAUAUGAAAAGACGCAUGUGUGUAAUUUGAAGAAGUUCAAGGUGUUUGGUGGCCUCACCGAUGACCAUGUAGUGGAGCUAUUAGAAAGUGGCUUGAAGAAUGAUCACUUGUCGGAGCAGUUUGUACUGAAAUGUGAAAUAGAAGACCAUUAUUUUCCCUGCAGAUAUAUCAAAAUAGUCCCAAUACAAGCAUGGGGACCCAAUUUCAACUUCAGUAUUUGGUACAUAGAGUUACGGGGCACAGACAAAUGGGAAGUGGUGAAACCUUGUAUAAACUGGUUUAAUUCAUAUAGAGAAAAGGAGGCAAUCCGUUUGUGUCUGAAACAUUUCCGACAGCGACAGUUCAUCGAAGCAUAUGACGCCUUACAGAAAAAGACAAAAGUUGAAUUGGAACAUCCGAUACUGACAGAGCUCCAUGACAAAUUGGUGAAACAGGGUGACUUUGAUGCGUGCGAGUCUUUAGUCUGGAGAGCAUGUCAAGAGAGACUGUUUGACCAGUACAUAGGCCUUCUAGACUACAAACCAAAAUGGACACCUAUAAAGCCGAUGACAAAAGUAGGGGAACUGUUGACAGAAAACCGGCCGGGGAUGAGGGGCGGACACCAGAUGUGUGUGGACAUCCUGGCAGAUACACUGUAUCUGUUUGGGGGAUGGGAUGGAAGCCAAGACUUAGCAGAUCUGUGGGCAUACCAUAUUCCAUCUCGGACGUGGUCUUGUGUCUGUAAAAAUACAGAGGAGGAGGGUGGUCCCUCUGCGAGGUCAUGUCACAAGAUGUGCCUUGACCACGAACGAAAACAGAUAUUUAUACUUGGGCGGUACUUAGACUCGACAGUACGCACAUCGGACAACCUCAAAAGUGAUUUCUAUAUGUACGACAUCGGGUCAGCGAAAUGGACAAUAAUUACCGAGGACACCCAUGCAAUGGGAGGACCCAAGUUAAUCUUUGAUCAUCAAAUGGUCAUGGAUAUUGAAAGACGCACACUGUUUGUGUUUGGGGGUCGAGUACUCACAAGUGCCGGUGAAGGGGUAGAGCGUACCAGUGAGCCGGAGUUCAGCGGACUGUAUGCAUACCACGUUCCCACCAACACAUGGAAACAAGUGAUGACGGAUUGUGCAGAGCUCCGUUCACGAAUUGGACACUCAAUGCUCUUUCAUCCUAAAAGGAGAGUGUUGUAUGUGUUUGCAGGUCAGAGAGCAAAGGAAUACCUCAAUGACUUCUUCUCAUAUAACGUUGAUACAGGACAGAUUGAGAUCAUUGCUGAUGGAAGUAAGAAGGAGACAAACUCUGUAGGGGGUAUGCAAUCUUCUCCUAACCCCCUCUAUAUUCUCUGGGAUGAAAUGUCCGCUCAUUAUCAUCCUGCGCUGAAAGAAUUCAUCAAAAAGAGUGCUAUACCAGCAGCCGGCUUUACACAGCGUGCUACAAUUGACCCGGACUCUGAUGAAAUACAUGUUCUCUCAGGACUAAGUAAAGACAAGGAUAAACGAGACAAUGUGAAAAACUCAUUUUGGGUGUAUGAUAUUAGUAAAAAUAAGUGGUCAUGUGUUUACAAGAACGAAAACUCUGGACAACAGUACUGGACAAAGAUGCAGCACGUAGAACCAGUACCCAGGUUUGCUCACCAACUGGUCUACGAUCACGUUCACAAGGUACACUACCUAUUUGGUGGGAACCCUGGAAAGGAAAGCUUACCAAAGAUGAGAUUGGAUGAUUUCUGGACAUUAAAACUUUGUCGACCCACUGCUGAAAAUUUGUUACGGCGAUGCAAAUAUUUAAUUCGGAAGUUUAAAUUCCAAGAAAUGUCAGAAUCUGAUUCCCGGUCAGCCAUGUUGUACCUUCAAGCCAGUUUAGCUGAAAUUGUGGAUCAUAACAACCCAGAGGAACGAUCUGAGUUUCAGUUGCUGGCAUCAACAUUGUUCAAGGCAGAAGAGGAGGAAGAUGUUUUUAAUGAGAUGGCAGGUGUAGAGACUAGCGAACACUAUCAGUCGAGAACGGAACUUUUCGACAAGUUAGUGGCCUUUUUCCCCGAACAGAUGACCCAGCCCAAAGGCAAUCUCGUCGACCUCAUCCCGAUGAUGUGAUAGUCAUCACAGGACAGGAUGUGUUCACAUUCAUCAGAGAUAUUUGGGCCCCGUAUAACUGUUACCUAAUUCAAGGAUUACUCCUAUGAAAUAAUCCUCCUUACGAUUGAUCCAACUCUUCCCAAGAUGUGAUUACCAUAAUGUGAUUGGUCAACUUUUUCUCAUGAUGUGGUUGAUCAAUUCUUCCCAUGAUGUAAUUGGUCAACUCCUCCGAUGGUAUAAUUGGUCAACUUGUCCUAAAAUGUAUGAUGUGAUUGGUCAACUCUUCCCAUGAUGCGAUUGGUCAACAUAUCCCAGGAUAAUGUUGGGUGAACCUGUCCAAGAUGUGAUUAGUUCUCUCUUGUAUCUUUCUGACAAUAGUUGUUUUUAAACACUUUUGUCAUAUACAACAUACAGAUGAUCAUCUUGCUAAACUGAGGUUAGUCAACCGUUUCCAUGAUAUGGAUGAUUGACUAUUUAUUCUAAAUUUCCCCUGGUGUGUUAUGAAGACCCUAGUACAUUGUUUGCUGAUAUAUAUAAAAUCAAUAUAUCAUUAUUGAUGGCAAAAACUUGGUGUUCGAUUUGACAUACUUAUCAAAAAUAAUUACGGUAUAUCACUGUUUAUAAACAGAAGUCUAUCAUGGCAAGAUAAGUGAAAGUUAACAUGAUAGCUGUAUGGUCCCUUUCUCCUGCCAUUAUGGCAACAAACUGGGCAUUGUCUGUGAGAAUUGUAACAUAAUUUUCUGACUCCACAUAAUGGUAUCAAGGAUAAUGUAUCAGAUACUUUCCAUGUUCAGACAUCAUCACAAUAAUUAUUAAGAUGUCAUAGGUCAUUGACAUUAGUCAAGACAUUGCCCGGGUAAAUGUUGAGACAUUGUCCUUGGCAAGUGAUAAGACAUCCAUCCUGACAUUGGUUCAGACAUUGUCUGUGACAAUUGGUAUGACAUUGUCUUUACAAUGUUGUCUCUGACAGGUGUUAAGAUAUUGUCAUUAAGACAUUGUCCCUGACAAGUGUUAAGACCUUGUCAUUAAGAUGUUGUCCUUGUCAAGUGUUAAGACAUUGUCAUUAAGAUGUUGUCCUUGACAAGUGUUAAAACAUUGUCAUUAAGAUGUUGUCCUUGUCAAGUGUUAAGACAUUGUCAUUAAGAUGUUGUCCCUGACAAGUGUUAAGACAUUGUCAUUAAGACCUUACAAGUGUUGAUACAUUGUCCCUGACAACUGUUAAGACAUAAUCUCAAAUAGUUGUUAAGACAUUGUUAUUGACAACUUUUAAGAUAUUGUCAAUGUCAACAUAUACCAGGAUGUCUUUGAAAGCUGCAUUAGGAAUUCUUACAUUCUGAGGUUGUCCCUGCGGUUGUUUGUGAGGAAGCAAUGUCUUAAUGACAUACUAAUGUAUUUGUGAGUUUUGCAUGUGUGUUAAUUGUACAAAGUAUAUUCACACCAGUUUAGCUCUUAAAGUGAUUUAAGAUAAAGGACAUUAUGUCACAUGGCAUCUACACUUGUAUUAGAAUAUGACUUGACAGGUUCAAAUCAUUAUAUCUGUGUUGUUGACUGUAUGUUGUGUAUUUGUGUUUUCUAGUAUAAAAAAGCAGGAGUGUAUUCAAAAGCACCGAUGUUGAGACUAGUCAGGCAGUUGUGAGGUUGAGUUAUCUUAAUUUUACAAUUUCAAAUCAUAACAGUUUUAAAUAACGUGACAUUUUAUAAAAAAUGAUAUUAUAUAAAUCUUGAUGUUGUUGAAAGUUAUGCAAAACUGAUGUUGAUAAGGGAACGGGAGGAGAGUAAUGUAAUUCCUUAAAACAUAAAAUUCAAAUACAGUUUGUGAUUUUUUCUGGAGAUUUAUUGGUUUGGAGAGGAAUUUUUCAAAAUUAGUGUCAAAAAGACAGUGAUAUAUAAUGAAAUGGUUCUGUUUUCCGUAAAACCAAAAAGUCACUCGGGGUGACUGACAGCAGUAUUACUAUGAUAAAUUAUACCCCUACAUACUAUCAAAUUUGGUUAAUAGUCAGAAAGUACUGUGACCAGAGGUAUUUCAAAUGGCAUAGACAACGAAGAAACUAUUAAUAACAUAAUUACCCUGCUCUACCAUGUCAUAGAUAUUGUAUCACACUUCCUCGUGUAAUUAAUAUAUUGACAUCACAGUAUUUCCUUAGGCAGGAGAAAUGUACGUUAAAAAGUGAAAUUCACCCAUUUUAUAGCGCAAUUAUAUGGGGAGCUUUCAGUUAUACUUAAUGAAAACAAGUUAUAUGACGAAUAAAAUUUCAUACUUGUCUAUUUAAUUAAUUAAUAUGACAACAGUACUUAUGUAAGAUCAUCUAUUUAUCAAAAUGGGCUAUGGAAUGAGUCUUCUUUUAGCAUACAUACUAAAGGCUAUUCUAGUAAAAUAUGUACCCAAUAGGAGGACUCCAGUUCAUCAAACAGGAACUACCAACAGAAGUGGUUUAAUUCCAACAGUACUAUAUUAUAAGAUACAUUUUCUUCCAUCCCCAUUAUGGAUAGACUCUCUUUAUUUCUGGAUUACUCUCCUUGGGAUAUAUAUUUUAAUGGAAUAGCCUGAUUGCAAUUAAAUGCUAUCUGGAAUUUGUUAAGCAAGUGUAUUUGUCAUACAAACUGAUUGAGUUCAUAUACUAGUUACAAAAGUUCAUUUUUGGAGAAAAUGAAUUUUUUGUCGCUGACUGAAAAAUAUAGUAUAACUUAAUUAGUUCCUUUAAAACAAAGGGCUAUAAAGUAUCGCUGUAAAAUUUCUUUAUUGGGUGCUUAUGUUUAAAGAUCUUGAAUACAUGCGAGAUUAAAUUACACUGAAAGAUUGAUGUGUACAGUUACAUGAAUAAAUGCCCUUUGAAACCUAAUAGACCUCACUAGUUGAGGUAUGUUUUGCUUUGAGAUGUAAAAAAAUUCGCAUCAGAUAGUUUUUAUUGCUGCAGUUUCAUCUUUUUGGGCAUCAGAAAUGAAUGCAGUAUUUAUAAUGUUUAUUUAUUUUAAUAUAUAAAUUAGAUUCCAAAUUACUGGUAAUCAGUUUAAAAAGUGCUCUUUUUUUACAUUUUACUGCUAGAUUUGUACAGUAUCCCUCUAUAAAGAUUGUGGUAUAUACAUGAUGGAUUCAGGUCGCAAAUAUAUAAAGAAAAAUAAAACCUGUUGCUAAACAUAUCCUUUUAUGAGUAUAAAAUUGGGUUACAUUACAGGGGCUAGACAAUGUGAUAUGCUUGGGUUGGAAUCCUGUGGUUAAAAUAUUUCAUUCUGGGUCAGACACCUUGAUAUGACCCAAAAUGAAAUAAUUAACCCAAGGGUCAACCCCUGUCGGACCCUGAGUUCCUGGUCGGACUCCUGGGUUGAAUAUUUCAUUCUGGAUCAUAGAAUCAUGCCUAGCCCCUGUGGGUUUGAUAAGGUAACAGCAAAUUCAUAAAAUGUUAAAUGGUGAUUAUGGACUCGAUACAUAUUCAUUUAUACAGUUACAUUGUAUGUACCAGUGUCUUAAGAACAUGUGAUAUCUUUAAAGUGUCAAGUUUGCUCUGUUGAAAAUUGUGUAUAUUUUAACUGUUAUUUUCAGAUAUCAUUUGUUUAGGGUAUAUGUUGUGUGAGUGUAUCAUGAAAGAAUGUUAUUGUACGUAUUACAAAAUGGAAUAAAUGUACCAUUUUAAA